Messenger RNA from Cladocopium goreaui, 254 nucleotides. The record is from the annotation of a GenBank genome assembly. Lineage: Eukaryota; Dinophyceae; Suessiales; Symbiodiniaceae.
AUGCAGGGCGCCUUUGACGAAGGUCGUUCCGCCACGAAGAACUACCAGCUGCUGUUGGUCGGAGUCCGGCUGGGAGACGAGCUGGUCGUUGUGCAAGUGGAGCAUGCUGACCAUGGCGGCCGUAUGCCGCUGGCCAUGUGUGAGCUGCAAAAGAGAGGAGAUCUCCUUCAUUUGUCCAGUGUGAUGGUUCGGCCGUCCUUUCGACGCCUGGGGCUGGCGCGGCAACUGCUCCGAAAAGCGCGACGCAUUGCCAG